Messenger RNA from Podarcis lilfordi (Lilford's wall lizard), 4849 nucleotides. The record is from the annotation of a GenBank genome assembly. NCBI's taxonomy places the organism in Eukaryota, Metazoa, Chordata, Lepidosauria, Squamata, Lacertidae.
AUGUUUGCGACUACCGAUAUUUUAUCUCAGCUACAACCCUACUUGUCUCACAGUAUCAGAUUUCUAGGUGAUCCUGUGGAGGAGGUUAUAACUGAGAAGUAAGUUCUGUAACACUUUCGCUGCUUUUUGCCAAAUCUGAAAGUACACUGUAGUCCUAUGACUUACCUUUUUGGUGAUGCUUUUUGUCAGCUCUGGAGUUCCAUUUCUAUUAAAUAUAGGGACUGCCUCCUGAGAUAAGUUUGAGCCAUAAUGCCCAUGUUCAGAUGCUCUGUUCUCCAGUCCUUCAAGCACAUGCUUCAGAUGCAGAUUUUACAAGAACUCUUCUUGGUGUGUCAGGGUUUGCCAUAGCAACUGGACCAGCAAACUGGCUUUAAUGAUCCCUCCAAACAAAGAUUGUAAACUAUGGUUUGGCUACAUUCAUAUAUGACAAUAAACCACAGUUUACCAUUACAAGAAUAAGCCCAGCAUCCCUGAGCUUGCAUGCUCCCCCUUCCUUCUCCUCCUCCACAGUAUAGCCACAAGGAGGGGAUUGGAAGCUCCCAUGUCCCUUUUAGAUUAGCCACAGUUUAGCAUGUCCUUCAAGUCCCAACAUUCUAUCUGAUUAUAUAGAUGGACUAGAUCAUGCAGGUGGAAUUAGCUGGCAUCAAUGGCAAACAGUACCCAUUUAUUAUAAAAGAGGCAAAUGUGAUUAUUUCUUCAAAUUUCUUUAAUUUGGAAGAACAAUCGGUUUGCCUCUUUUUAUGGAUGUAGUUUGCACUAGAUUAGCUUGCAUUUAUGGCAAUCCGGCUGAACAUUAGUUCUAUUUUACGGCAGCUAAAAGAGCACUGAAGAAAUGGUAUAUUUUUUGAUUUAGGUUAUUGGCUGAUCUCUGCAGCAAGCAUCUUCAUGUCCUUUUCUGCCCACGAUCUGUCCUGGAGAUUGUCGUGGUGCUUCGUCAGAUAAGCAACCAGUGCCACCAAGUGUCAUGUCAAGUCAUUUCCACUUGUGAAACCAGGUACAAGCAGUGGACAAACAAAUCACUGAGAUCACGCCAGAGGCACAACUAUCUGCGCAUGAGAAGGAGGUGGGGUUUUUUCUUUACUUUUGAAGGAAUGAGAGUGAACAUGUAAUUGAAAAUAUUUUCAAAAUAAACAAUUUGUUAAACAGAUCUCAAGUAUUACAAGAGAGAGAGAAAUAGACAGAAUGAGUGCAUAUAAUAUUCUAGAUCUGUAUUCAUAUACACAUGUGCAUGCAUAUAUAUAUAUAUAUCACAAAGACUACAUCCAGACUUGCUUAAUCCCACUGAAAAUGAAAGUGGGACUUGAUUUUGAUGGGGCCUAAAUGCAACUGAUGUAGUCUAGAUUCUUACACAAUAUAUAUAACACAGAGAUAAGCUAAUAAAUGAAGCUUGUGUUCUGCAAGUAUUGCUCUGUGUUUCUGACUGAUGCUGAAAGUAUCUCCAGGGCAGAUAGGCAGGCACAAAUGUUCAGGAUAAGAGGACAAGCUUAGUGAAAGUAACUAAAGGGAUACAAGGAGGCAGAGAUCUGAGGGGAGAGAAAGAGAGAUUGUCAGUUAGCAAGCAGCAGAAUAUCUCUCCUGUCUGAGUGUCUUGUUUUUUGUUUUUUUUAAAUGAUAUUUAUUAAGAAUUUUUAGAGUUACAAAAAAGAAACAAAAAAGAAAAAACAAAGGAAAAACAAGCCACAAUCAAGCAAUACAAAUUAAUAAAAAUCAGAAUAAAAAAAUAACACAUCACGAUCAAAAGACAAAAAUGUGCCACAAACAUUUAAAAACAAAUCCAAUAUUCUCAAAUCCUUAAUUGUCAUUACCUUCUUUCUUUGACCUCCUCACCCCUCCCUUUUUUUGUAUCCUAGUUAUUAAUUGUCGCAGCAAAUCCUUUCCAUAUUUCAUAAUAUUCUGUCAUUACAUUACCUUAAUCUAUUUUAAUCUUAUCUUACUAUAAAGAGCCUUAAAAUUUAAAACUUAGAUCUUAUUUAUACCAAUUUCUCAUAUCAUAACCAUAAUAUUCUUACAUAAUUCUUUAAACAUUUUUGCUAAAGCCAAAUAAUUUCGUUCCAACAUUUUUCUAACGUUCAUCAAUUUUAUAAAACAAUCCUAAUAAAAAAAAAUUUUUUUUUCUUCCAAUCUUCAACCAGCGUCUCUUCCUCCUGGUCCCGAGUUUUGUCAGUCCUUUCUAUCUCAUCAAUCUAGCGCAUUAACCUGGUAAUCUUAUGUCCGAGGCCCUUAAGUCCCUUCCAUGUCCCUUCCGCGGCUCUUCUUCAUAUUUAUACCUGUACUUUACUUUGUCUCCUGCUCCUUUCACUCGUGGGAACUCCAACUUAACAAUGUUUUUGACCCUUCUCGACAAAUCAGCCCCUUUUCCAUAGUCCACACUAAACUCCAUGUGGUAUUUAAAAACAGGUUUCAAAGUCCCUCCAAAAUUGAGAGCCCCCACAACCCCAAACAUCUCAUGGCCCAUUGCCAGACUUGAAAAGUCCAAACAUCUCUGCAUAGGGGGGUCUAUCCACCCCCCCAUUUCCAAACCAAACCAAACUUUAUCUUUCCAAAUCUGGCUUUUUCCAAGUUCAUUUGUCAAAUCCAAGAACUCAUGUUCCUGCUGGGCCACAGCUCCCUCCACCUCUGGCGCCCAAGGUUCAGCAACAUCCUCUCUCAUCUGUUCUGUCAGAGCACACUCCUGAUUUGAAUCCUGGGUGGGCUCUAUAUAAUUUCCCACUGCCUGUCCAAAAUUUCUGAUCGCAUCAGUCAUCAAGUCCGUCUUCUCAUGUAGCUGUUCCAGUAGGGCACUUGUUUUACAGAAAGCACGCAGCAGAGCUUCUGGAUACAUUGUUCUGCAAGGUCAGAAGGCUAUUCCCAUGAUCGUAAUCUGUAACAGCUACUAGCUUCCCGAUUCAGAAUUUGAAACUGUUUCACAGGCUCCCUCUAGGGGAAGAACUUCUUUUUGUUCUUUUCUUUUAAAGGCAGAUCUGACAACAAAGUUUCCUUUUUCAGAUAUUUUGUCAAUAUUUGUUCCUUUAAAAUGCGAAAAGGAACAGUGGAACCACUAUGUUUCUCUUCUUUUAACUAUCUGUCAAAAACGUUUGUCUCUGGCCAAUGAGCUUCCCGAAGAACGUCAGUCCUGACACCCCACUCCAGGAUCAAGACGGUGGAAAGUUACUUUGCUUUACACUCUCUUCUGCAGGUUUAAACAGUCCGGAAAAAAUCCCCCCUCUUCUCCUGCUUCCGAAGGGGGUUCAACAAUUUUAAAUGAUGGAAGUUAAUCCUUUACAAGCGAUUUUUCUGAACUCUAGUUUGCCAUGUCUUUGCUUUGAUCUAUCUACAAAGAAAUGGAAGGCUGACUUCCUGUUUAGACCUUCCCGUUUCAGUGCCAAAUUAAAGUAAAUUUUUAAGUCCAAUUUUCCUUUCUAAUCAUUAUUUAGAGUCCAAUUGUCCGAGAUUUAAGUACUCACGGGUGAUUAUUUUAAAAGCCAAAUUGUCCCAGGAAAAAGGCAGCGCUCUCCGGCAACGGCUGUGCGGCUUCGCUCCACGGAAGAAGCAGUUGACUCUCAGCACCGCGCCACUGCCCCCUCUUCGCUCCGGAGCCCGUUAGUGGGUUCCUUUGCGGGUUGGGGGGGCGCUAAAGGUGCCCGCCGAGUCCCAUGGUCACAGGCUUCAUCCGCCUGUGAUUUUUGAAAGGGUCCCCGCUUCACCGUAGCGGGAAAGACCCGUUUCCCGUGGAACUGGUCCCUCCAGAUCAGAGGGAGUCCGCCAUUACCGAUGGCACCACCCCGGAAGUCCCUGGCUGAGUGUCUUGAUCCAGGUGUUGCAGACUAACAUAACCUUCACUUAAUCCAUUUAACCUAUUUGACAUUAACAUCCAGCACCACAUAAAAAGUAUAUUUAUAUGCUUGUCACUGCUUUAUAGAAUCUUUUAUGGUUUUUAUUGCAUUUUUUUACUUUAUGCUCUUAAAAUUUGUAAGCUGCUUGGAGACUCCUCAUGGGGCAAUGAAUUAAAAACAGCAAGAAGAACAGUAUAGCAAUAUGUUUUCUUGUUGGCUUAAUUGUUCCUAAAGCUUUUGUUUUCAAAUAUUUUUUCUUCUUCUAGUAUUAAAUUUCUAUCUCCAGUCUUGCAACUAAUUUUAAUCUUGAUUACGCUGGAACUAAUCCAUGUCCAUACUGCUGGUGAACAGAAGGCUCCUGGAUAUCAACAUUACCUAAAGUGAGUACAUUCUAGCUUUAGUCAAGUAAUACACAAGCUCCUUUCAACCACUGAUUAUUAUCUGACUGAUUCCACCUAGUGAUUUGUAAUCCUUGACAUUCCUUAAUCAGCUGCAAUAUGAAGAAUGAGCUGGCAGCACUCUUCACUACACCUUUCAGCAUUCUGGAGCAGGAAGAAGGUGGUACCACCAGUGUCUCAGUACUACACCUCUUAGUUGUUGUUCGGGCUUCCAAAAGGACCUGGAAUAAAGAUGUUGCUUUAAAUGCGUGACUGCAUUUAACAUGACUGGGUGUUUCCUCCCCGCCUUUACAAAUUGCAGCCGCUGGAAGGGGGCAGUGUGGUCCAGAAAUGUCUUUCUGCAACUGCAAAAGCGAUGCAAUGAUGGCUUUUCCAGGGAAAGCAUCUGUUUGACAAUAUAUUUUAAUGUCUGAUGGUUUUUGAAAAAGGCUUUCUUUUUUGGUGUCACAAUUGUAUUUAUUUCCUCUUCCACACAGGUUCCUAAAGGUGAUCUUGAAGUACACUGAGAAUCUGGUGACUUACACAAGCCCGGAAAAAAAUAAAUGGGAAGAAGCGACAGAGCUUACGCAGAACGCUUUGCUAAAAAUCAGAACUGUCUUAGGGAAGCAGCAGUUGCUUGUGCAGUUGGCUAAUUCCUAA